GCGGGACUGGGGAGCAUCUGGUGCGCUCGCGUCUGCACAAUGCGCUCAAGGCACUAUUUGGAAUUUAUUUCACAGGCUAUCCUUUCGAUGGAUAGAGCAAUGCUUGUUUCUUCCUCCAUUCAAACGUACGCUGCAUCAAUCCACCAAGUCUGUUCCAACAGAAGGACGUAAAUGGUUGUCAUCAUCAUCUUUGCUGCUCCUACUGUAUGUGGUCCUUGGGAUUUAUUGCUUCAAUUUGAAAAGUAGGAUAAUUCAAUGAUGUCGAUAUCGCUGUUGUUCCUGUUCUACCCGUCUGUUUUGCUCUUCUUUGGCUUUGGCUGCCGGUACGCUUCGAGCUUUGUGUGUCCGGGGAUCUGCCGGUGUUCCUCCAACACAAUUAGAUGUAACAACCUCACGGAGAAGUCCGUUCCAAUGAGCGAAAGGGGUCCAAGACUGGUCCUGAAGCAUCUGACUAUGAGCACUAUAGCCAGCCACACCUUUGAUGGCCUGAGAAGAGUCCAGCAUAUAGAAAUCGGUCAAAGUGUUGCCUUGGAAACUAUAGAGACCCUUGCCUUCAACAAUCUUCUCGACCUCAAUGAAAUCUUCAUUAAGAACACACGGAGCCUGGUGCACAUCGCUCGAAGGACGUUCAACAACCUUCCUAAGCUGCGUUAUCUGAGUAUAUCCAACACUGGGAUAACAGUGUUUCCUGACAUGACUUCUAUCCAUUCUCUGGAACCUUGGAACCAAAAUUUUGUCUUGGAUAUCUGUGACAACCUCUAUCUUCUAUCAAUACCAGUAAAUGCUUUCGUUGGCAUGACAACUGAAUAUACUGCAAUGAACCUGUUCAACAACGGCAUUAGAGAAAUACAAGACUAUGCCUUUAAUGGGACCAAGAUAAAUAAAUUGGUUUUAAAGAAUAACCGAAACCUCAGAGUGAUCCAUAGGGAAGCUUUUAAAGGAGCGGUGGGCCCUAGGAUACUCUGCAGGGAUCAACUACACAUACUAGAAAGGCAUGCAGUACACACACUAGAUGUCUCGUCGACGGCGAUAGAGACUUUGCCAUCCCAUGGCCUCAAUUCUGUCGUGGAGCUGGUUGCCCGUACAGCCUACGGCCUAAAGAGACUACCCCCUUUCAGGGGUCUGGGCAACCUGCAGAAGGCACACCUCACCUACAACAGCCACUGCUGUGCCUUACUCACCUGGGACACACACAGGGAUUCUCCAAUCAAUGCAGCACAACAUAAUGGAUCUAGGCCUACGUAUUGUGAUGACAGUCCGUCUGAAAAGUUUCCAGCUGGUAUGGUGGAGUCAUCCGACACAUCCCUACUGGUGGAAAUACAUGGAACAAAUGAAGAUAUCGAAGAUGAGUCCUACGGAGGUGUGGAUUUCCAGUAUCCAGAACUAGGGUUAUACUGUCAGACCAGACCAACACUCCAGUGUACACCAGAGGCUGACGCCUUUAACCCGUGUGAAGACAUAGCAGGUUUCAGUUUUCUCAGAGUCGCCAUCUGGUUCAUCAACAUCCUGGCGAUCAUUGGCAACCUGACGGUCCUCCUCAUCUUCUUCACCAGCCGCUGUAAACUCACCGUGCCACGCUUCCUCAUGUGUCACCUGGCCUUCGCUGACUUCUGCAUCGGCGUCUAUCUCCUUAUGAUCGCUGCGGUCGACCUCCACACCCGAGGCCACUACAGUGAGCACGCCAUCGAUUGGCAGACGGGAGCAGGUUGUAGUGCGGCGGGCUUCCUGUCUGUGUUCGGUGGGGAGCUGUCGGUUUACACGUUGUCGACUAUCACUCUGGAGCGCUGGCAUACGAUAACUCAUGCCUUGCAGCUGGAGAAGAGGCUAGGCCUGGCGCAGGCUGCUGGCAUCAUGGCUGGAGGGUGGUUGAUCUGUCUGGGGAUGGCCAUGCUCCCCCUGGUGGGGGUCAGCAGCUACAGCAGGGUGAGCAUGUGCCUUCCCAUGGACGUAAAGACUCCUCUGGCCCAGGCUUUCAUCCUCCUGCUCCUCCUCUUCAACGUGGGGGCGUUCCUGGUGGUCUGCGUCUGCUACGUCCUCAUCUACCUGGCAGUACGGAACCCCCAGUUCCCCAGCCGCAGUGCAGACGCCAAGAUCGCUAAGCGCAUGGCUGUCCUCAUCUUCACCGACCUCCUCUGCAUGGCACCCAUCUCGUUCUUCGCUAUAUCUGCAGCCUUUAAGGUUCCGCUCAUCACUGUCACCAACUCCAAGAUACUCCUGGUGUUGUUCUUUCCUAUCAAUUCCUGUGCCAACCCUUUCCUCUAUGCCAUCUUUACUAAGGCUUUCAGGAAAGAUGUUUAUCUGUUACUGAGUAACAUGGGCUGCUGCGAGAAUAUAGCUAAUAUGUACAGGAUGAAGGCCUAUUGCUCUGAGAAUUUGGUGAAGAGUAGUUCUGAGAACAAAGGGACUCUGAUUUGCACAACACUAAGGAUGGACCCUCUGCCAUUGCAGAGCCAACAGCUGAAAGAUGAUGGAGAUUUGGGGACAAUCUGAAAUGGCACCCUAUAGCUGAAAUACAUUUUAUCAAAGAGGAUGAAGAGUAGACUAAGCUUUUUUAUUUUGUUCUAUUCAUUAUCAUCAACAGUAGCAACAAGUGACCUUACAGUAUGGUAUUUUGUAGUGAAAUUCACUGGUUACUACAGUCUUACUGGGGGGGGGGUUGUUGUUCGGAUGGGACUUUUCUUUAACUUUUUUCUUUAACUGGGUCUUACAGUAGAUCCAGGAUUGUCUGCAAUUUACUGUAAAUCAAAGAGACGGUAAACAUUUGAACUCCAAUGUAAUUCUCAUAUGGCUAAAUGUGUCAUUCAAGCAAAUUGUAUUUAAAUAAAACAACAUUUUCUGUUGGCAUCCCAGACUUGCUUGGUGAAUCAAUCCUACACUAUGUACCUGUUUUGUAACAGAAUAACUAUUCAAAUAUAUAUAUACAUAUUUAUUUAUUUUACAGUCAUAUGUAAUAUCUUCAAGCAGAGGCUGUCUGUAGACCAUUAGAAUGAGACUAGUGUCCACAGACAGUGGUUAGACCAAGUGUAAACCAGCCUUGCAUUUCACAUAAGGCUCAAUGGCGACCCACAUUUUUUGCAAAAAAAUAAAUAAUUCAGAACAGCGAAAACUUGACUUCAGUGAGUUCAAGACAACUGGGAAGUCGGGAAUAAAUGAGCUCUGACUGGAAAAAUACGUUUCGAACGGUCAUCCAACUUGGAAUUGUACAUUCGGCCUCUUUCUAGAGCUAUGACCUGAAGAUCAAUGACAUCAUGAUUCGACCUUGUUUUUUUCAGUUCCCAGUUGUUUUGAAAGCGCCAUAAAUUCAAAGAAUACCAGACUUUGAUGAAAAAAUUUCCCCAUGAAGAACCGCUGCGUCACCUUCCUGUUCAAGUGAGCACAGCACAACAAGGUGUCUAAAAAUGUAUUGUAUGCUGCUGCUUAAAUUAUGUAAUAUGCCAGGGAGAUAUGUAUACCGUAGCUAAGAAAGUAAUACUAAGUGUAUGUUGUGUAGUAAGAUGUUAGUAGCCCAUGCGUCUCACCAUAAUAAUUUGGUCUAUUUACUGCUCUUUAUUUUCUUUACUGUUCUGACCUGGUGGUGCACAUGUAGCCUAUAACCUGUUUUAGAGAAAUGUAAUCAUCAAAUAUUAUAAGAGCUUUCAUUGUCUGCUUCAAUGCCCCCUUUACUUAUCCUAUGGUUCUGACUUGGUGUACAGGGAGAACACUGUAACAACGGCCCAUGUUUUGAAUUCUGUCGCUGUACAUUUCAAAAGUGCUAAACAAAUAGUUGUAUUGACUAUGUCCGUCCUAGCUCACUCAUUAAUGUCUUAAUCGAAAUGACGGAUUGCCUCUUAUCAGCUUGUUGUCCCCUUACGUCAUAGUUUGUACACCUCAAUUGUCAUUAGAAACCACAUUUGUUUAAACAAGUCAGCCAUAUCAGCAAUUUUUUUUUAAAGGCAGUAAAUGAACUGUUUCGCUGCCAGACAAGGCUCCGCUGAUCCCGUAUGUUGCAGUGGUAAUAUGUUGGAACUGCUGUUGGGACAGCUUUAUGUAGACCCUAACAGUUUGUGGGCACCGUUUGUCACCGUUAUAGUUCAAUUAAUGUAUUGUUUAGUGUUGUGUUGUAGUGACUUUGCUGGCAUACACCCCACUUUCUUUUUUUUUGCCCCACCAAGAUUUACAUGCUGAAAUCGCCACUGAUGAAGAAAGGUCUUUCUUGGUCUAUUUUGCUUGAAUAGCAGUAUUGUGCUCAAUAGUCAAAAGGCGGCGCACAUAUGAAAAUGGGUCCCCAUUAAUAUCAGAUAACGGUGUGUUUUUAUAAAAUGUGUUGUAAAUGCGAGCCUAUCCUUUAUUAUUCUAAUCUUAGUCAAAUCCCCUAUUGUCCAUGGACAGAAGACAAUGUUUACUUUUGUGAGGAUUCAAAAAUGUGAAUGGUUAGAUCAUUCACACAUCCACACACACAUAUGUAUACACUGACUGUACAAAACAUUAUGAACACCUGCUCUUUCCAUGACAUAGACUGACCAGGUGAAAGCUAUGAUCCCUUAUUGACGUCACCUGUUAAAUCCACUUCAAUCAGUGUAGAUGAAGGGGAGAAGACAGGUUAAAGAAGGAUUUUUAAGCCUUGAGACAAUUGAGACAUGGAUUGUGUACAGUAUGUGUGCCAUUCAGAGGGUGAAUGGGCAAGACAAAAUAUUUAAGUUCCUUUGAACGGGGUAUGGUAGUAGAUGCCAGGCUCACUGGUUUGAGUGUGUCAAGAACUGCUGCUGGGUUUUUCACGCUUAACAGUUUCCUGUGUGUAUCAAGAAUGAUCCACCACCCAAAGGACAUCCAGCCAACUUGACACAAGUGUGGGAAGCAUUGGAGUCAACAUGGACCAGCAUCCUUGUGGAACACUUUCGAGAUCUUGUAGAGACCAUGCCCAGACGAAUUGAGGCUGUUCUGAGGGCAAAAAGGGGUGUAGCUCAAUAUUAGGAAGGUGUUCCUAAUGUUUUGUACACUCAGUGUACAUCCAUGUACACUUCACAACUGCUGCUACCAGACUCUUAUUUACUAUUGCUAAUACUACACAUUUCAAACACCCCCCAAUCCUCCCUUCUCUGAUACAUGUGUAAAUAUUGUACUAUAAAUUGUGCCUUCCUGUAUCAUACUUGUGCUAAAAUGUCUAUUAUAUUCUUAUAUUGUAUUAUUUCUUAUUGUUGUUGCAUUGUCGAGAAGGAACUUGCCAGUAUACAUUUCGUUGGACAGUGUAUAUCAUACAUAUGACUAAUAAAACUUGAAACUGAAACCUG
Messenger RNA from Salvelinus fontinalis (brook trout), 5267 nucleotides. It is a transcript of the gene lhcgr, whose product is annotated as luteinizing hormone/choriogonadotropin receptor. The coding region runs from base 256 to 2490 and encodes 744 amino acids. Gene Ontology annotation, molecular function: thyroid-stimulating hormone receptor activity; luteinizing hormone receptor activity. The transcript has 14 exons. NCBI's taxonomy places the organism in Eukaryota, Metazoa, Chordata, Actinopteri, Salmoniformes, Salmonidae. The record is from RefSeq and is a predicted model, not a curated record. Gene Ontology annotation, cellular component: membrane. Gene Ontology annotation, biological process: ovarian follicle development; luteinizing hormone signaling pathway; phospholipase C-activating G protein-coupled receptor signaling pathway.